This is a messenger RNA of Trichechus manatus latirostris (Florida manatee), 2448 nucleotides long. RefSeq names its product tripartite motif containing 47 (gene TRIM47). The transcript is spliced from 6 exons. Lineage: Eukaryota; Metazoa; Chordata; Mammalia; Sirenia; Trichechidae. Gene Ontology annotation, molecular function: zinc ion binding. Bases 274 to 2184 code for a protein of 636 amino acids. The record is from RefSeq and is a predicted model, not a curated record.
AUUCCCUGCCAUCCCCUCCCGCAGACGCCUUUCAGCAGCACCCAGGAGGGCUGGCGCCCAGCAGCCCGGAGCCGGCGGAGCUCCCUGCGGAGAGGGCGGCCGCGCAGUUUGUGCUGGGCUGGGUGUGUCCGCGGCGGGCAGCGCUGGGGGACGGUCCGAGCCAGGCAGAAGGGGCCGGACCCUUGGCCUUCAGCCCCGGGGGGCGGUGCCGGACGCGAGCAGGCGGGGUCCCUCCCAGGCAGGAGCAGAACAGGCGGUGCCGGCCGCGGAGCCAUGGACUGCAGCGGGCCCUUCAGUUGCCCCAUCUGCCUGGAGCUGCUCCGGGAGCCAGUGACGCUGCCCUGCGGCCACAACUUCUGCCUGGCCUGCCUGGGUGCGCUCUGGCCGCACCGCGGCGCGGGCGGCGCCGGAGGGCCCGGGGGCACUGCGCGCUGCCCUCUGUGCCAGGAGCUCUUCCCCGACGGCCUGCAGCUCCGCAAGAACCACACGCUGGCCGAGCUGCUGCAGCUCCGCCAGGGCUCGGGCCCCCGCAAGGCCCCGGCUCCCGGCCCGGCCCCUGAGCCCUCGGCGCCGAGCGCGCCGCCCAACGCCCAGGAGCCGUCGGCUCCCUGUGUCCCCGAGUCGUGGCCGGCAACUGAAGAGCUGGUGCCCUGCGACGCGUGCCCUGAGGGCGCCGCCCUGCCGGCCGCGUUCUCCUGCCUCUCCUGCCUCGCCUCUUUCUGCCCCGCGCACCUGGGCCCACACGAGCGCAGCCCCGCGCUGCGCGGACACCGCCUUGUGCCGCCGCUGCGCCGGCUCGAGGAAAGCCUGUGCGCACGCCACCUGCGGCCGCUCGAGCGCUACUGCCGCGCAGAGCGCGUGUGCCUGUGCGAGGCCUGCGCCGGCCAGGAGCACCGCGGCCACGAGCUAGUGCCGCUGGAGCAGGAGCGCGCUCUCCAGGAGGCUGAGCAGCCCAAAGUCCUGAGCACCGUGGAGGACCGCAUGGAUGAGCUGGGUGCUGGCAUUGCCCAGUCCCGGCGCACCGUGGCACUCAUCAAGAGUGCAGCUGUGGCAGAGCGGGAGAGGGUGAGCCAGCUGUUUGCCGAGGCUGAGGCCACCCUGCAGAGGUUCCAGGCCGAGGUGCUGGGCUUCAUUGAGGAGGGGGAGGCUACCAUGCUGGGCCGCUCCCAGGAUGACCUGCGACGGCAGGAGGAACAGCGCAGCCGGCUGAGCCGAGCCCGCCACAACCUCAGCCAGGUCCCUGAGGCUGACUCGGUCGGCUUCCUGAAGGAGCUCCUGGCACUACGGUUGGCCCUGGAGGAGGGGUGCAGUCCUGGUCCCGGCCCCCCGAGGGAGCUCAGCUUCACCAAGUCGUCUCAGGCCGUCCAGGCAGUAAGAGAGCUGCUGGCCGCUGCCUGCACCAGCCAGUGGGAGCAGCUGCGGGGGCUGGGCAGUGACGAGGACGGCCUGCAGAAGCUGGGGUUGGAAGCUGAGGCUGACUCCCAGGACCCCGACAGCACGGACCACACGGAGAGUGAAGCUUCCCGGGAUUACUUCCUCAAGUUUGCCUACGUCGUGGACUUGGACAGUGACACAGCAGAUAAAUUCCUGCAGCUGUUUGGAACCAAAGGGGUAAAGAGGGUAUUAUGCCCCAUCAACUACCCCGAGUCGCCUACCCGCUUCACCCACUGCGAGCAGGUGUUGGGCGAUGGCGCCCUGGACCGAGGCACCUACUACUGGGAGGUGGAGAUCAUCGACGGCUGGGUCAGCAUGGGGGUCAUGGCCGAAGACUUCUCCCCACAAGAGCCCUACGACCGGGGCCGGCUGGGCCGCAAUGCCCACUCCUGCUGCCUACAGUGGAACGGCCGAAGCUUCUCCAUCUGGUUCCAUGGGCUGGAGGCGCCCCUGCCGCAGCCCUUCUCGCCCACCGUGGGGAUCUGCCUGGAAUACGCCAACCGUGCCCUGGCCUUCUAUGCCGUGCGGGAUGGCAAGAUGAACCUUCUGCGGAGGUUGAAGGCCUCCAGGCCCCGCCGGAGUGGCACCCCAGCCUUGCCCAUCGACCCCUUCCAGAGCCGCCUGGACAGCCACUUUGCAGGGCUCUUCACCCGCAGGCUCAAGCCCGCCUUCUUCCUGGAGAGCGUGGAUGCCCAUCUGCAGAUUGGGCCCCUCAAGAAGUCCUGCAUAUCCGUGCUGAAGAGGAGGUGAUGCAGGGAGCCAGGCAGGGGCCUUCCCAGCGGUCUCAGCUCUGGAAGCUUCCUUCUCUGGGCCCAGUCUCACCCCAGGGAAGGCACCAGCCGUACAGUCACCUCCCCCACAGCUUUAUCUCUAGAGGCCCUCAUCUUGCGUCCACCUGGGGCCUUCCACCUCUCAGGGAGGAGGCUCCCAGGCCCCUUGAGUGCCCUGUUCCCCUCCAGUCCUUGUUUAGGGGAGACAGCCACAGCCGGGACAGGUCUGGGCUAUCCCCACCCC